This is a messenger RNA of Phyllopteryx taeniolatus (common seadragon), 7486 nucleotides long. RefSeq names its product cytochrome P450 1B1 (gene cyp1b1). The transcript is spliced from 3 exons. Gene Ontology annotation, molecular function: heme binding; iron ion binding; steroid 17-alpha-monooxygenase activity. The record is from RefSeq and is a predicted model, not a curated record. Gene Ontology annotation, biological process: hormone biosynthetic process; progesterone metabolic process. The coding region runs from base 339 to 2069 and encodes 576 amino acids. Lineage: Eukaryota; Metazoa; Chordata; Actinopteri; Syngnathiformes; Syngnathidae.
UGGUUGCACAUGAUUCAAAUGUGGUAAACUGCCAUCCUUUUCCACUCUUUCCCUGGAAAAUAAUCUUUUACAGUCAAAUAACUUCUGCAUGUUUGCGUUAUGUUUUAAGUGCCAGUGACGCCUUACCUGCGUAUCGAGCAGGGAGGGUGGGGAUGCUGCUCGGAGGAGGCGAUGUUUGCAGGCUGCCGUGACCCCCUUUCUAACAACACGUUAAAAAAAAAAAAAAAAAUUGAAAAGCAACCUGCCCACAUUAUCAAAGCGGCGCAAAGAAGCAGACGUGCUGCGAUGUCGGGACGUAAAUUUGGGUUGCAAGUGGGAGAAAUGUGCAAACCUUUCACAUGCGCGCGCAGAGAGCAUGCAGCCGAGAGCGCAACAGGCUGCGCACUUUGAGAUUUGACGGCAGGAAGAAUUUGAACAAAUCCAUCAUUUGGAACAGAGAUAAUUUUUUUCUCAUGGCCAGGAUCGUCGAGAUGGCUUUGAGGCUGGAUGAGAGCGGCGGAGAGACCCUGACCAGCCUGUUUUUGACUUGUGUCACCCUUCUGCUGAGCUUCCAAGUGUGUCGGUGGCUCCUGCGGCACUCGGCUGUGCGCGUGCCGGGCCCCUUCGCCUGGCCCAUCGUCGGCAACGCGGCGCAACUGGGCAAAGCGCCGCACCUGUAUUUCAUGCGCAUGGCCGAGAAAUACGGUGACAUUUUCCAGAUUCAAUUAGGCUGCCGGAGCGUGGUGGUCCUGAACGGGGACGCCAUCAAGCAGGCGUUGCUCAAACAGGGCUCGGAGUUUGCCGGCAGACCCGAUUUCACUUCGUUCCAGCUCAUCUCCAACGGGGACGGGCUCGCCUUCGCCACCACGUCGGACUGGUGGAAGGUGCACCGCAGGGUGGCCCAUUCCGCGGUGAGGAUGUUCUCCACGGGGAACCGGCGGACCAAGAAGACGUUCGAGCGGCACAUCCUUUGUGAAUUUAAAGAGCUCCUGCAGCUUUUCGUGGGCAAGACCGAGCAGCAACGGUUCUUCGUGGCCCUGGAGUACCUGGUGGUGUCCACGGCCAACACGAUGAGCGCGGUGUGCUUCGGAAAGAGGUACUCGUACGAGGACGAGGAGUUCCGCCAGGUGGUGGGUAGGAACAACCAGUUCACGGAGACUGUGGGCGCGGGGAGCAUCGUGGACGUGAUGCCCUGGCUCCAGUACUUUCCCAACCCCAUCAAAACCAUGUUUGACAACUUCAAGACGCUCAACCGGGAGUUCAACACCUUUAUUCAGGAUAAGGUGAUGGCGCACAGGAAGACGUUUCAGUCGGGCGCCAUCAGGGACAUGACCGAUGCUUUGAUCGCGGCCUUGGACAAAAUCAGUGAGAAAACUGGCUCCCCAUCGAUGAAGGACUAUGUGCCCGCCACUGUUUCAGAUAUCUUCGGAGCAAGUCAAGAUACGUUGUCAACAAUGCUGCAGUGGCUCAUCCUCAUCCUAGUCAAGUAUCCGGACAUGCAGGUGCGUCUCCAAGAGGAAGUGGACAAAGUAGUGGACCGCAGUCGCCUCCCCUCCAUCGAGGACCAGCCCUUGCUGCCUUAUGUCAAGGCCUUCAUCUACGAGGUGAUGCGCUUCACCAGCUUCGUGCCGCUCACCAUCCCUCACUACACUACCACAGACACCUCCAUCGGUGGUUACACCAUCCCACAGAACACAGUCGUUUUUGUAAACCAGUGGUCCUCCAAUCACAAUCCCGCCCUUUGGACAAAGCCUGAGAUAUUUGACCCGCAGCGUUUCCUGCACCCCAGUGGUGACCUGAACAAGGACCUAUGCAGUUCCGUGCUCAUCUUCUCUCUGGGUAAGCGGCGCUGUAUUGGAGAGGAGCUGGCCAAGAUUCAGAUUUUCCUCUUCACAUCUCUUCUGGCUCACCAGUGCCACAUAAGCACAGACCCUGCCAGGCCUCCUGACCUCAGCUACACCUACGGUCUGACUCUCAAACCAAACGCUUUCUCCAUAGCCGUGUCUCUGCGAGAUAACAUGAGGCUGCUCGAAGAGGUGACCAGCCAGGUUUUACCCGAGGUCAUCAAGGCACAGCCCUCAGACUCUUAAAAAAAUGAAUACAAACAAAGACAAAAAAAGGACACAAAAGAACUGAAAAUAUUUAUGAGAUGAAAUGUCAAGUUCAGCAAAACAUGUCAGCCAUGUGUUCACUUUAUGGCUUCAAGUUGUUUUAGAAUGAAGACGUUAUCACACAUGGCAAACCUAUCAUGAAUAUAUGUACUACAGUGCCAGACAGAGACAUAACACGGGACAUAUUCACAUUUGGGGCAGGCACGGAAAGUCACUUUCUUCAUUCAUCUAAGUAGAGGACUGCAUCAUGAAUCCUAACCAGAUUUCAGAUGGAGCUACAUUGAGGCUGAAGUAAGGAUGUGUGGACAUCAUGGUGGCACCCUGCUGUUGGGAUUCAAACAGGUUCUUAUUUAAUAUAACAUUCCUGUUAAACAAUGACUACCAGGUAACUAAGCUCAUGGAGCGGUUCAGCCCUAAAAACAUAUGCCAGUAUGUGUAACUUUGGACUUUCAAGAUAGCCAUUCAGGGGUAAGGCAGAUGUAAUACCAAAUAAUACAAAUAAUACACAGUGAAAGCUAAUGUACAUGCAAGAGCUACUUGUGAGCUGUUGUAUGCAUGCACCAAUUAAUAGACCUACAUUAGGUCAUGACAACUUUUGUUGAUAUCUACUAAAGUAACAAUACAGCAAAUGUGAGUGUUUUUUUUUUUUUAAUUUGCUUAGUGUUCCAACUACAGUUAUGAUGUGGGAUUUAAAGCCACAGUGAUAGCGGUAACUUGCAAUUUUGUUUACUGACAAAAGAUGUACGCGCUGAACAUUGUCUACACAAAUGUUGUCUAGCAAAACUUAUAGCAGUCUGUACUAUAUAUAUUUAUAUAUAUAUAUAUAUAUACAUAUACACACACACAUACACACACAGUGGGUACGGAAAGUAUUCAGACCCCCUUAAAAUUUUCACUCUUUGUUAUAUUGCAGCCAUUUGCUAAAAUCAUUUAAGUUACAUUUUUACCCCUCAAUGUACACACAGCACCUGAUAUUGACAGAAAAAAAAGGGAAUUGUUGAAAUUGUUGCACAUUUAUUAAAAAAGAAAAACUGAAAUAUCACACAGCCAUAAGUAUUCAGACCCUUUGCUCAGUAUUUCGUAGAAGCACCCUUUUGAGCUAAUACAGCCAUGAGUCUUUUUGGGAAAGAUGCAAUAGGUUUUUCACACCUGGAUUUGGGGAUCCUCAGCCAUUCCUCCUUGCAGAUUCGCUACAGUUCUGUCAGGUUGGAUGGUGAACGUUGGUGGACAGCCAUUUUCAGGUGUUUCUCAAUUGGGUUCUGGCUAGGCCAUUCAAGAACAGUCACGGAGUUGUUCUCAAGCCACUCCUUUGUUAUUUUAGCUGUGUGCUUAGGGUCAUUGUCUUUUUGUAAGGUGAACCGUCUGCCCAGUCUGAGUUCCUGAGCACUCUAGAGAAGGUUUUCAUCCAGGAUAUCCCUGUACUUGGCCACAUUCAUCUUUCCUUCGACUGCAACCGGUCGUCCUGUCCUUGCAACUGACAAACACACCCACAGCAUGAUGCUGCCACCAACAUGCUUCACUGUUGGGACUGUAUUGGACAGGUGAUGAGCAGUGCCUGGUUUUCUUCACACAUGCCACUUAGAAUUAAGGCCAACAAUUUCUAUCUUGGUCUCAUCAGACCAGAUAAUCUUAUUUCUCACCAUCUUGGAGUCCUUCAGGUGUUUGUUAGCAAACUCCAUGCGGGCUUUCAUGUGUCUUGCACUGAGGAGAGGCUUUCGUCGGGCCACUCUCCCAUAAAGCCCCGACUGGUGGAGGGCUGCAGUGAUGGUUGACUUUCUAGAAGUUUCUCCCAUCUCCCGACUGCAUCUCUGGAGCUCAGCCACAGUGAUCUUUGGGUUCUUCUUUACCUCUCUCACCAAGGCUAUUCUCUGCCGAUUGCUCAGUUUGGCUGGACGGCCAGCUCUAGGAAGGGUUCUGGUCACCCCAAACGUCUUCCAUUUAAGCAUUAUGGAGGCCACUGUGCUCUUAGGAACCUUAAGUGCAGCAGAUGGUUUUUUUUUUGUAACCUUGGCCAGAUCUGUGCCUUGCCACAAUUCUGUCUCUGAGCUCUUCAGGCAGUUCCUUUGACCUCAUUUGCUCUGACAUGCACUGUGAGCUGUAAGGUCUUAUUUUGACAGGUGUGGCUUUCCAAAUCAAGUCCAAUCAGUAUAAUCAAACACAGCUGGACUCCAAUGAAGGUGUAGAACCAUCUCAAGGAUGAUCAGAAGAAAUGAACAGCACCCGAGUUAAAUAUAUGAGUGUCACAGCAAAGGGUCUGAAUACUUAUGGCUGUGUGAUAUUUCAGUUUUUAUUUUUUAAUAAAUCUGCAAAAAAAAUCAACAAUUCCGUUUUUUUAUGUCAAUAUGGGGUGCUGUGUGUACAUUAAUGAAGGAAAAAAAUGUACAGAUUAUUUAAGCAAAUGGCUGCAAUAAAACAAAGAGUGAAAAUUUUUUGGGGGUCUGAAUACUUUCCGUACCCACUGUACACACACACACACACACACACAUAUAUAUAUAUAUAAAAGAACUUUAUUCAGGGUUAUUUAGAGGCACUUGUAAUGUUGGCAGGUGUGUCCUUACUCCCAUUUAACAUGAGUUCGGAUGGGAUUGGUUAAUUCUGAACACAGGCACAUCCUCAGUUAUAAGAGGGUGUGCACAAUUGGGCAACCACGUUAUUGUAUCUUCAGUUUAUUUUUACUCUUCCUCAUGAAAUUUUAUUUUUUUUUCUCAGUAGAUUUGAUAAGUUAUACGUCACAUUAAUGGUGGACAAACUUUUUUUUUAAUGAUUUAUUUUGGCCUAUUUUUUUAAUGUCACAAAAAUCUGGCAUUUGAACAGGCGUGUGGAGACUUUUUAUAUCCAUUGUCUGUGUCUCACUCACAAAAUACAUUUUGAUUUUGUGAGACCUGCAGAAAUGCUUUCAGUUUGAUGGAUGUUUUGGUUUUAUACUUAUUGUUUUUCUACAACCCCAAUUCCAAUGAACUUGUGAUGUUGUGUUUAACAUAAAUAAAAACAGAAUACAAUGAUUUGUAAAUCAUGUUCGACCUAUAUUUAAUUGAAUACACGACAAAGACAAGAUAUUUAAUGUUCAAACAUAUAAACUUUAUUGUUUUUAGCAAAUAAUCAUUAACUUGGAAUUUUAUGGCUGCAACACGUUCCAAAAACGUUUUGAUCCAGUUCCGCCUGAGGGAUUGAAGGUCACGGGCAUUCAAUGUUGGUUUUCGGCCAUAACCCUAACCCGACAUGCAGUGAUUUCUCCAGAUUCUCUGAACCUUUUGAUGAUAUUAUAGACCGUAGAUGAAAUCCCUAAAUUCCUUGCAUUUGUACGUUGAGGAACAUUGUCCUUAAACUGUUCAACGAUUUUCUCAUGCACUUGUUCACAAAGAGGUGAACCUCGCCCUAUCUUUGCUUGUGAAUGACUGAGCAAUUCAGGGAAGCCCCUUUUAUACCCAAUCAUGGCACCCGCCUGUUCCCAAUUAGCCUGUCCACCUGUGGGAUCUUCCAAAACAGGUGUUUGAUGAGCAUUCCUAAACUUUCUCAGUCUUUUUUGCCACCUGUCCCAGCUUUUUUGGAACGUGUUGCAGCCAUAAAAUUCUAAGUUAAUGAUUAUUUGCUAAAAACAAUCAAGUUCAUCAGUUUGAACAUUAAAUAUCUUGUCUUUGUAGUGUAUGCAAUUAUAUAUUGGUUGAAUAUGAUUCGUAAAUCAUUGUAUUCUGUUUUUAUUUAUGUUUAACACAACAUCCCAACUUCAUUGGAAUUGGGGUUGUACUUGCGUAUAGCAUCCUGACUAAUGUUUUCCAGAUACAAAUCUGGCUUUUUCAUGAUCAUGAUUGGUAGGUGUUCUUCCCAAAAUGUUUCAUUAAAUACCUAUUAAAUUAUUUCCAAAAUUCCCUAUUUAAUUAUUCAAAAAUUAUUGUAAAAUCUUAUUUUCCAAAUGGAAAAACUCCCUGCAAAUCUUGUCAACCUUUUAACCCUGAAAUUAAACCAGCCAUAUAGUGAGUGAGAAUAAACUCAUGACAAAGAGAAUGAAACCAUCAUCCAAAGAGCAAAGCAUUUUAUAUACUGUGAAGUCAAAUGCACUAUCUCAUUAAACCAGAUGGUGUAAUUUUACAUUCCACCAGCAGCAACAAAUCACAAAUUGUUGUGAACGUUACAUGCAGGAGCAAAGUGCAACCGUCUCAGUAGCGUGACAGAGAAAGCAUUUUGACUCUUAAACAGCACAUAUCAUGCCACUGAGGUUGACACAAAUACAUUGUUUCUCAAAGAAGUGUUCAAUGGUGCAAAUACUGCACAACCAACAAAUGACAACUUGAAAGUCGUUUUCAAAGGAAAAGGGACCAUUUAUCCAAUCAUGAAAAGGUGUUUAGAACUGCUAGAGUCUCAUGGUCUGGCAUGCAGUUGUGAUUUAUAUUUUAGUAUACAAAAAGUGCAAAAAAACAAGAAGGUACUGUAUCUAGAAUUGCCCCAUCUCACCUUCAUUACCAUCACUCAAAUCAAGUUAGGUACGGACAAAGGGGAAGUGUUUGGGUGAUGCUUUUCCCUGCGCAGCUGUUAUCUGUGUUUGCCAGAACAUCCUGUCCUUGAUCAGUUAGAAACCCGCAGACUGCAUAACAAAGUGAAAUAAAAGUACAGUAGAUGAUUACUGAUAAGGUUGUCAACAUGCUCCUUACAUCACAAGCACGUCCAAGAUGAAGACUUCACGGUGCCUCAGUUAUCACAGCUUGCAAACCAUAAUGUUAAGAAUGAAAACACACCAAGUUUAGCACUUAUAUGUGCAGAGUUGCCAGCUGAGAAACGGAAGUCAAGAUAAAGACUGUAAGGUCCCUCAUGCCAAUGCAUUUCUUAACUGUGACAGACGUGAAUAAACCUGCUGAGAAAAGAUUAAAUAUUGCACGGAAGUGUUAGAUGUCAUUAAAGCUUUCUACUGUCAAGACUGCAUUAACAAGAUUAGCUAGAGCCUCCACACUUAAUCUAAGAUUUUUCUGUGGGCAGACAAACGAUUCACAGGUCGGCAAAACAUUCACAACAAGCUCUUGCGCUUGUGUAACUUUAAAGUGUGCUUUAGUACACAGAUCUGAAUGAAUGUUCCGAGUGUAGAGUAUUAGUAAUACAGUAGUAGUAGUAGUACAAGUCACAGGAGUUUGGACCGAUGGAGCAAAACAUGUUCAUGAACACAUGCAAUCAUCAUUUGAUAUCUUUUGAAAUCAGAAAGGUUCUUGACAAAAUCACUAAAAAUGUUGCAGCAAAAUUUGCCAUUGAAUUAACACUCGAACUACCAAGGCAGUCAUUUUGACUGCUUUCAAAUGUCAUAACUUGGUUUGAAAAAAAAAACCCUAUGUACCAAUAGGACCCUGACCUUUCCUAACUGUGUGUAUAUUUUAUUCUAACAUUGUUUUAUCAUUAAAAUUUCAAAACACAAA